AUGGCCAUUUUGAUCCAAGAGCAUCGAUUUGAGCGCCAGAGACGACAUAAUCGACCACGGAACUAUGACCCAGCGAUUCUAUUUUUGGAUAUCCUAUUUCGGUGUGUACAUCUGUCGAGGAUGAGGCUAGUUUGUGGUUUAUCAGGUGCAAAUAGAGAACAUAUUGAUUUGUGUGGUUUUAGGUACCUUUUACAUAUGUCAGAUAUCCGUGUGAAUCAAGGGAUGUUGACUGCGUUAGUAGAGCGGUUUCAUUCAAAGAAUAACACCUUCCAUUUACCAGUUGGAGAGAUGAUGAUUGCACCAGAGGAUGUGUAUAGGAUUCUGAGGAUUCUAUUUGUUGGAGACAAGUUUGACUAUGAUUCUACUCAGCGACCGGGUGUCUUAGCAUUGAGACAAAUAUUUCAUGAUGAGACCGUUCUGGAGUGUGCUAUCACUUGGGAUGAUAUGAUGAGUAGAUACAAUGAUCAAUAUCCUCUGGCAUGCGUUCUAGCAGGAGACAUGAAAAUGGCAGGGAAGAUGUUAGAGGAAAUGGAAACGAGGAAUUUGAAACCUAAUGAAGUGGCAUACACCACAAUCAUUGUUGGUUUGUGUAAGGCAGGAGAUAUUUCUAGAGCUCAUUCACUCAUGAAUAAGAUGCUCGAUGAAGGCUUGACUCCUAGUGCAAUCACUUAUAGUUGUCUAAUUGAUGCCCAUUGCAAAAUUGGUGAAAUAGAUAAGGCCUUGAAGCAUUUUUCAAACAUGAAAGCGGUUGGUAUUUCUCCAAUUGUUGAAACCUAUAAUAUAUUGAUUGAUUUUUUCUGCAAGGAAAACAAACUUGACAUGGUUUUCUCAAUGUUGAAUGAGAUGAUAAUAAAGGAUUUGGUUCUAGAUGUUUUUACUUACGACAACUUAUUCCACGACUUCAAGCAAAGACAUGAUCGUGUAAAAACAUUUUGGUUGAUGGAUCAGAUGAAGAAAGAAGGAUGUGCUCCAAGUGAUGCAAUUGUCGGGACACUUAACUAG
Molecule: messenger RNA, 1002 nt
Organism: Cryptomeria japonica (Japanese cedar)
Lineage: Eukaryota; Viridiplantae; Streptophyta; Pinopsida; Cupressales; Cupressaceae
Product: pentatricopeptide repeat-containing protein At5g39710-like
Exons: 3
Coding region: 1-1002 (333 amino acids)
Molecular function (GO): protein binding
Source: RefSeq, a predicted model, not a curated record